This is a messenger RNA of Papilio machaon (common yellow swallowtail), 2709 nucleotides long. RefSeq names its product ceramide transfer protein (gene cert). Gene Ontology annotation, molecular function: phosphatidylinositol-4-phosphate binding. Lineage: Eukaryota; Metazoa; Arthropoda; Insecta; Lepidoptera; Papilionidae. The transcript is spliced from 12 exons. Gene Ontology annotation, cellular component: Golgi apparatus. Gene Ontology annotation, biological process: ER to Golgi ceramide transport. The record is from RefSeq and is a predicted model, not a curated record. The coding region runs from base 96 to 1763 and encodes 555 amino acids.
UUUGACAGCAACAAUAUUAUUAGGUGUAACGACAUUGUGUACAUAUUUAGUAAUAUUUUGUUUUGUUAAAAAUUUGAGUUCAUAUAUUUUGAAAAAUGGUCGAUGAAAAUAUAACAGUGAGUGAUAAUUCAGACAUUGACGAAGGCGGUACUGCCGAACUUCGCGGUUACUUAAGUAAAUGGACGAAUUAUAUUCAUGGUUGGCAAGAUCGGUUCAUCGUUUUAAAGGAUUCUACUUUAUCAUAUUAUAAAAGCGAAUUAGAGAGUAAUCUUGGAUGUCGAGGUGCAUUAUGCUUGAAAAAAGCUAAAGUAAAGCCACACGAAUUUGAUGAUUGCCGAUUUGAUGUAUCAGUAAAUGAUUGUGUAUGGUAUUUAAGAGCAUCAAAUCCUGAAGAGAAGCAGCAAUGGAUUGACAUAUUGGAAUCAUUCAAGGUGGAGUCAGGGUAUGGAACAAGUUCAGACAGUAGUUCUAAUGGGGGAGGUCUUAGGAGACAUGGCUCCGUUACUUCACUGCAAUCAACAGGUUCAAAUGGUCGUACAUCACGACGUCUGACUGAGAAGAUAGCAGAGUUGGAUACAUACAGUGAGUUGUUGUCGAAGCAAUCUGUUCAGUUGCAGCAGUACUUCGACAAGUGCGUCGCUGCUUGUCCCCAGAUCAAUGACGAGAUUGUUGAAGCUAUUGAUGCUGUUAAACUGGUCGAUGGGGGGGCGGACAUGCGUACGUAUACGGGCGAAGUACGCGCGACUGGCGCGUCGUUCCGUGCGACGUGCGGCGCCACACUCGCCACGCUACAACACUGUGUCGACCUGUUGCGUCGCAGGGAGAAGCAGGCGCGACAGGCAGAGGAGUUGUAUAUGGCAUUAAAGAAUCAAUUGACCGAAGCAAGAUUGGCGUCAAAACCUGGACCUGAUCAUGAGGAGGGGCCGCACUCAACGUUGCCCGACGACGAGUUCUACGAUGCGGUGGAGACCGGCUUCGACAAAAUGGAGGAGGAGAGGUGCGCUCGCGUGGCGCCACCCGCGGAGCGGACUCGCGACCAGGUUGAGCUGCCGCCUCCCGCGCUCGACAACCGCCUCACAGUGCACUCACUAUGGCCAGAGAUAAACAGAAUAUCAACUGAACAAAUACAGGCAGCCUUCGAAGAGGUCGGAGGAGGUAUCGGCUGGCAGCUGUUCGCGGAGGAGGGCGAUAUGAGAAUGUAUAGGAGGGAGAUGGAAGUAGACGGAAUGGUGAUGGAUCCGUUGAAGGCGAUGCACAAAGUUCGCGGAGUGUCGGCGCGAGAGAUGUGCCACUACUUCUUCAACCCACGAUACCGUUACGAGUGGGAGACAACAUUGGAGACGAUGACGAUAGUGGAAGAGAUAUCUUCUGACGCGCUGGUGUUCCACCAGACGUUCAAACGUAUCUGGCCUGCAUCACAGCGGGACGCCCUCUUCUGGUCUCACGUCCGCGCCGCAGAAGACAACACCUACGCCGUCACCAACCACUCCACCUCCAACACUGAUUACCCUCCCAACAGUGGUGCGUGUAUCCGUCUGUUCGUGACGGUGUGCCUGGCGUGUCGCAGCUCGUGGCCGGCGGGCGCUGCGCCCACACGAGACAACAUCACCACCAGUAUAGCAUACUGCAGCACUGUGAACCCCGGCGGUUGGGCACCCGCUGGUGUACUCCGUGCUGUCUACAAACGUGAAUACCCCAAGUUCCUGAAGCGAUUCACCAGCUACGUUGUCGACCAAUGCCGGGGAAAGCCACUCGCCAUCUAGUGUAUGUUCACAUCGAAUGUGAUAUGCGAUUAUACACCUUAACACCUUGAGAUACUAUUGUAAGUGCAAUUAUUUAAUAACAUUGUAUUCGAUUAUGAACCUUAUUGCAACGUAAUACGGUUGCGCAAAGAUCUGUCUCCAGAUAUGAAAAUCUUUUUAAAUGCCGUUAUCGUAUACCUGUGUUGUAGUUUAUUGGUAAUAGAUGGCGUUGUUUUUAAUAUAGUUUUUUUUCCACAAAUUCAUUUAAUUACUUAACUAAAAUUUUUAAUAAAUUAAAGAGCAAAGCAUGACUUCUGUCUUACUUUGAGAAAAUUUUAUUUUUAAUGUCAUAAUCGAUAUUGCCACAAUAUAAUUCAUAGUCGUCUAACAUGUUUCUGUGUAACUGGCAACAAAUAUAAAUAUUUAUAAUAAAAGCUAUGUUUUAUGAUGUCCAUGGAGACCAUAGACAAGUGAAUCUUGUCAUUAUUCCCGUACCACUGAUCACUAAAGAUGGAUAGAAGUAACAUAUUUUGGUUUGUUCCGAUUUAUUAUCUGUUAACAUUCCUGUCUGUUAAUUCUAUUUCUAUUAUUAAUUCGAAUCCUCACCACCGCAACAAUCAGCGCCAAAAUGGCGACAAUCAAAUAGGCACAAAAUUAAACAGCUUAUAGCCUAUUUAUAGCCAUUAAAUAGAGAUCAGUGUAACCACCCACCAAGAAUUUAACAGUGUAUAAUAUAGAUUAUUUUCAUCUGUAUUAUUUGUCUAAUGUAAAUUAAAUAUUUCAAUGUAAAAGCGGGUGAAAACUUGGGUUCAUAUAUUUUGUUUUAUAUUUGUUAUUAUGUAAUAAAGAGGUAUAUUUAACUAUACGUACCUGUAAUUUAUAUGGUUAUUAAGGGUUUUGCACAGGGGGUGAAUAUUUAAUUCAGUUAUUUUACGUCAUUACAUUAAGUUAGUCGAAAAUGAAAGUA